Messenger RNA from Bactrocera tryoni, 4758 nucleotides. RefSeq names its product negative elongation factor A (gene Trf2). Gene Ontology annotation, molecular function: DNA binding; general transcription initiation factor activity. The record is from RefSeq and is a predicted model, not a curated record. Lineage: Eukaryota; Metazoa; Arthropoda; Insecta; Diptera; Tephritidae. Gene Ontology annotation, biological process: DNA-templated transcription initiation. Bases 1254 to 3845 code for a protein of 863 amino acids. The transcript is spliced from 6 exons.
GUUCGCUCCGCGAGACGCGGCGCGGCGACGAACUGCGCUCAGUGUCAAGCGGUAACCGCAUCAACGGCGUGCAAAAGUCACGGCAACAAAUCAAAAUCGAAAGAUUCAAAAGCGCGACACUGCAAACGAGAAGAUCUACGAGUUGCAGAGAGUCAAAAAUUCCUCUCCGAAACGAAAUUGAAAUAGUGCGCCGCGAGAGAAAAUGAAAUGUGCGCGUGUAUGAGUUUAUGUGCGGAAAGUUAAUACUUUGUAAAAGAAGAAGCACCACGUUCGUUGUUGACGCUGACACAGCGACGUCGGGUUAACUAAUAUUUUAUUAUCACUACAUAUAAAUCGCUAAUGUUUAAAAAAAAAGUACGGUUAUUUGUUAUCGUUUAGUAAGGUGUUGUUUGAAAAUAUUUAUUAUGGAUUUUCCAUGGAACUGGGAAAUGUAACAAUAUAAAAAGAAAAAUAGCAAAAAGGUGUGUAUCGUUGGAGUCUGGCAUAUAAUUCAUCGAAUAGUCCCACACCCAACGUUUCAUUGUGGCAGCGCAACAACCACAGGGAAAGCUGAAAGCGAUGACCAAGCGAAUACAUGCAACCUUACCAAUAAUUUGUUAAAUAAAAGAUUUAAAAAGAGAGCAAUUGAAGCAAAAGACGGGAGACUACUGUACAUAAAGAAAAAAUUGUGAUUCUUCGUUAUAGCAAUGUCUGCUAGGACAACAAAGACUGCAAACAGGAACAACAAAUAUAGAAAAUACUAACAUUUGAGACAUUAACAACAAAAGGAGAAAGAAAGGAAGACUUAAUUUUUCUAAUAUUUGGAACAAAUUAUACUGAACUGUAAGAUUCACUUCGAAAACAAAAUAAAAGAAAAAUCACAGGAAACGCCACAACAACAUUUUCGUUGCACACACUUGAGCAAGUGGCGAGUAAACAAAGCAAACAUUAAAAACUUCAUAGCAAACUUUUUUGAUUUCGCAUAGAAUAACGAAACAAUAAAGUUUCGAAAACUGUUACAGACAUAUUAAAAUAACACUGACAUAUGUACAUAAAUAAAUUGAUAAGACCAGCAAGCUGAAAUUCAGCCUUCAAGCAUAUCAAUCCAACAAGCGCUGUAUACUGUACAUAAUUUGACUUGAGCAAAAGGAAUCAUUAAAGUGACCUAGUCUAGCCUCUACGUGUUGAAACAAUAAUCAUAGAUAAACAGAAAAGUACACUUACACCAGAAAAAAGAAGAAACGAAAAACCUAUUCACUAGUUUGACUGGGCAAAUGUAUAUCACUAACAGCAGCAACAUUGGUAUGGCCACGUUGCUGCAACAGAACAAGGCUACUUGUAUGAAGACCCUUAUCAAUGGCGGCGGCAACGGCAGCAGCAAUGGCAAUAACGGAAACAGCGUCGGCAACUCUGGAAUAGUUGUUGGUAGUAUUGUAAGUGGUGUUGGUGCGGGAACAUCGCAAGUGGGAGGCGCAACGGUUGCAACCGUUGUCGGAGCCGGUGGGGCUGCAAAUAUUGCCGGUCUUGGCAGUGGUGGUGUGGGUGGUAAUUUAGUCCUGUCCACUGGGCAGGCUAUUGUUCUGACAAAUGGAGCAACCGGUGCUAGUAGUAUAAUCAACUAUCAACAAUAUCAACAGUUAUUGCAGCAACAACAACACCAGCAACAGCAGCAACAACAUAUAAACUCCACCGUUGCUACCACAACUGCCGCAUCCGGUACACGAGUAUUAAUGCCUCACGAAAUGGUGACGCUUCCUAUUAGUAGUAUUGUAACAACUAGUGGUGGCGGCUUAGCCCUGAUAACCAGUGCAAAUACGGGUGGAGGAAGUGCCACGGCCACACAAGGGCACUUCUUGGUUGCGGCAACAGCAAGUCCUACGGUGCAACCCAUUCAAACAACUACGAUGGGCUCCACUAACGCCAAUAUCAGCAGUUUUCAGCAGCAAUUUCAACAGCAAAUCGCCGCACAGCAUUCAGCAGCAAGUAAUGUGACAUCCUCUGCUUCAACUAACCGUACAACUACUGUUUACACUCAGCAACCAUCAACUACAGGCGUAGUACAAACAGUGCCUACGACACGUUACUUUUCGCAAUUUAGCAAUCAACAACAACCCAUAUCUAGUAUUACGGCUGGAGCUGCAACGCCAACAAUUGUGGCCGCCAAAGCUACGGGCAAUCGUACCAUAAUUAUUAAUCGCUCCAAUAAUACUAUAAUUGCUGGUAACACCACACAACGUUUGCAACAUGCUAAAAUCUUAAAUAAACCACCGACAAAUAUUGCAGCGACGCCAUCAACUCUCAUCACGAAUGCUGUGCUCGCCAAUAAGUCACAAAUUAAUCAUAAUUCUCUUUCUCCUGCCAUUCAAGCUGUGAAGUUGCAACAACAACCGCAACGACAAAAUAUUACGGCCUUACAACAAAUUAAACAACAACAAUUGCUGCAACAACAAAAAAUACAACUAGUGAAGCCAAUCGUACACAGUAGCAGUACGGUGACAACAAUUGCUACAAAGACAACAACAGUAGCCAAUACGGCUGCAUCCUCGCGCAACACAUCGAGUGGGACAAUGGUGAAUGGUGGCAUAAAUUUAGUUCCUAACAGUAGCAACAAUAGUAAUAAGAGUGGAAAUGUGGCGAGUGCCACAACGCCAGCAUUGGCUGCCAAAGCGUUACCCACGGCGGCUGUAUUUCCACAGCAACAACAACUUCAGCAGCAGCAGCAGCAACAACAGUUGCAGUUACAAAAUCAUCAACAACAACAGCAGCAGCAGCAGCAACUUAAGCAUCAAAACCAAAGUCAACAACUUCAAUCUCAGCAACUUGGACAAGCGCAAGAGCUUAAACAAAUAGUUGCACACUCACGCACCAUACCCGCCACACCUCACAACUCCACACCUGUUGCAACUAACAAAAGUGUCAAUUCAGUUGCUGCAGCCACUCCAGAAGGCACUGCUGGAGCAGAAGCCGCAAAUGCUGAACCCGAGGUAGAGCCAGAGAUCGACAUCGUUAUAAAUAAUGUUGUCUGUUCAUUCAGUGUACGUUGCCAUCUAAAUUUGCGCGAUAUCGCACUCAAGGGCUUCAAUGUGGAGUAUCGUCGUGAAAACGGCAUGGUGACUAUGAAACUGCGCCGACCUUAUACGACUGCGUCAAUCUGGUCAUCUGGGCGAAUUACCUGCACGGGUGCCACAUCCGAGGAACAGGCAAAAAUUGCGGCACGUCGUUAUUCACGCUGUCUUGAAAAGCUCGGAUUCCGUGUGCGUUUUCAAAAUUUCCGCGUGGUAAAUGUGCUCGGCACAUGCAGCAUGCCAUGGGCUAUAAAGAUUUUAAAUUUCUCUGAAAGAUACAAGAAAGAAGCCAGUUACGAGCCUGAGUUGCAUCCCGGUGUCACGUAUAAGCUGCGUUAUCCCAAAGCCACUUUGAAAAUAUUCUCCACCGGCAGUAUAACUGUGACUGCUGCCAGUGUUGCUAAUGUACAGGCUGCCAUAGAACAUAUAUUCCCGCUGGUCUAUGAGUUUCGUAAGAAACGUUCACCCGAAGAGCUGGAACAGUUACGCAUUAAGCAGGCCCGGGCCGCAUCAGUAGAUGUAACGGAACUCGAGGAGGUGCUAAACAAUGACGUGGUCGUUGAAACGGACACAACCGCUGUGCCCACAUUGCAACGCCGACGUGUAAGCAAUAGCGCGCUCAAUAAUUUUAAACAAAAACGCCGAAGAAUCGGCAGUGAUAUUGACUUUGAUGGUGACGAUGGUUCGCUGGUAGCAGCUGAAGAAAUCGACGAUCCCACAGCAAAGGAAACCGAUGAUAAUAUUGUGAUGUACGAUCCGGAUGAUUUAAUUGAAGGACCCGACGAUGAAGAUGAUCUUUAAAUAUCAAAUGUGAUUUGUGCAUUUUGGUACGGGGAGAUUUUGAGCACAGCACAUUCAUGCAUGUUUGAUUACGUAUUAUGGUUUCACAACAAAUUUCUAUACAAAUACAGAUAUAUAUAUAAAACAAAAAGAACAAAAAAGGAGUUUAUUACAAAUUGCCAAUAUGUAAUGCAGAGCGAAUUUUAAGCAUUAAACAAAACAGCAAUGUUAUAUAGAACAUAUGUAUAUAGUAUAUAAAAAAGGAAUGACAGGAAAGCAAUUUAAUUGAUUUAAUGAUGACAACACACACAAACUACAAAAAGAAAUACAAAAGUAAAUAUUUCAACACAUCGGAAACCAAAACAAAUCAACUUAGUUCUAAUCAAACAAAUGAAGUUUGGCGUUAGACAAAAAAUAAAAGCAUAAUUUCUUUAUUUUUUGUGCACGCAAAACUAUUUACAUAUACACGUACAUGUAUGUAUGUGUGCGUAUAUUUUAAGAAGCGUGUAUAAUCAAUGCCAACACCAUCAUGUAUACAUGGAUAUUUGUAAAUUUGUGCACUCCAAAUGUCGGUGCUGAGGUUUCGAGUUCAAUACGCUAAUGUCAGCAAUUAUGCAAUGCAAAUGUUGGGAGAAGUGUGCGAACUGCGAUAAACUAUGGGAAUUGUGAGCCAAAUAACUACAACUAUUUAUAAGGUAUUUUUAACUUCCAGUGUGCUUUGCUUAGUUAUGUACGUCGUCGUUGUUUGCAGCAUUGAUAACUUGCAACAGUUGAAGGCAGAAGGCAGAGAACGGAGCAACAUUUAAAUUAAAUGCUUGGCUCGAGCGAAUUCCGCGAACAGAACUAAACCACACGAAAAACCAAUAUUUGUUAAUUUACAAACAUAUUUGUAGCGUUUUACUAUGUAUGCAUACUAAUUUCAUUCGUACUCGUA